CAAUCUUGUAAUUUUAGCGUUAAUUUAGUUUUCAAUUUAUAUUAAAAAAAAAUAAGAUGCCACCAAUUCCUAAAACUGUUGAAAAGACUGGGAAAAAAGAGAAGAAGGACGCAAUAAUUACUCAAAAUGAGAUGAGCGAGGAAGAUAAAUUAAUAAAAGAAGAAAUUGAACUUCUUAUAGAACGAUUAAAUGAGACGGAUGAAAAGUUAUAUAAACCAGCAUUAGAACUUUUAAGAACAAUGAUUAGAACAUCUACAACAUCAAUGACAUCUGUACCUAAGCCUCUAAAAUUUUUAAGACCUUUUUUUGGUCAACUUAAAACCAUAUAUGAAAAGAUUCAAGAUAAACAUACUAAAAAAUUUUGCUCAGAUAUAAUAUCUGUAUUGUCCAUGACUUUUGCAACUGAGAAUCAGGAUUGCCUUAAUUAUAGAUUAUCAGGAUCAGAAGAAGAAAUUGGAUCAUGGGGGCAUGAAUAUGUCAAGCAUUUGUCUGCAGAGCUCAGAAAUGUUUGGGUGGAUGUCAUGGAAACUGAGAAUGCAGAAAAUGAUGAAAUGAAAAUUAAAUUAAAAAUUUUAGUUAAAGAUAUCUUAAGUUUUAGCAUGAAGCAUAAUUGUGAAACAGAAGCAUGUGACUUACUUAUGGACAUUGAAUGUUUGGAUAUGCUUAAGGAUUAUGUUGACAAUGAAAAUUAUCAAAGAGUAGCUUUAUAUUUGAUUAGUUGUAUUAAUUAUGUGCCUGAACCUGACAACACAAAUUUAUUGAAAACAGCAAUGGAAAUUUAUAAAAUAUUUGAUAAACCUGUGGAAGCAAUGACAUUGGCCAUACAGAUGAACAAUCCUGACAUUAUCAAAAAACAAUUUGAUAGCUGUGAAGACAUUGCCAUUAAGAAACAAAUGGCUUUCAUAUUAGCCAGACACAAUAUAAACUUUUUGGAACUGAAUGAAACUGAAUCAGAAGAUGGUCAAAAUAAUUCUCACGUUCAAGAGAUAACAGAAAUUUUAUCCAAUUCACAGUUAAAUACCCAUUUUAUGUCAUUGGCCCGUGAACUGGAUAUCAUGGAACCAAAGGUGCCAGAGGACAUUUACAAAUCACAUCUAGAUCCUAUAAGACCUACCUUUGGACCUAGUGGAACUAGCGGAUUGGUAGUAGAUUCAGCCCGCCAAAACUUAGCCUCCUCCUUCGUUAACGGGUUUGUUAAUGCUGGAUUUGGUCGGGACAAGCUCAUCACCAUUGAUGGUGGCAACAAGUGGAUCUACAAAAAUAAGGACCAUGCUAUGAUGAGUGCGACAGCUUCUUUAGGCUUGAUAUACUUAUGGGAUGUUGACAUAGGAUUAGCUCAAAUAGAUAAAUAUCUGUAUCCCUCUGAAGAGUACAUCAAAGCGGGAGCUUUGUUGGCAUGUGGGAUAGUUAACACUGGUGUCAAAAAUGAUUGUGAUCCCGCGCUUGCUCUUCUGUCCGACUACGUUACAAACGAAAGUUCUAUUUUAAGGAUAGCCUCUUUCAUUGGAUUGGGACUUGCUUAUGCUGGAUCUAAGCGUGCAGACGUUUUAAGCUUGUUGAUAGACGGACUUAAAGAUCCUAAAUCAAGCAUGGAGGUCAUAGGUAUAGCGGCUCUUUCUUGCGGCCUCAUAACGAUAGGUACCCAGUCGCCGGAUCUAACCACUGCCAUUUUCGGUGUUUUACUUGAACGCAGUGAAACUGAGCUGAGAAGCAAUCUUCAAGCUUGCAGAUUCAUAGCACUGGCUUUGGCUUUGACUAAUUUGGGUAAACAAGACAGCGUGGAAGUAGUGUUCGCGGGUCUUCAAGCUGUCGUAGAACCCAUUAGGAGUAUGACAAAGACUUUAGUCGAGGCCUGUGCCUACGCAGGAACUGGUAACGUUUUAAAGGUCCAGGAAUUUUUGCAUAUAUGCAGUGAACAUUACGAAAGCGAUUCGAAAAAAAGCUCUGACACUGCUAACACCUCAUCGACUAGCAAGAAGGAAUCGAGCGCCGAUAAACUAGCCAAAAAUCUGAGCUCUCUUCUUUCUUCCUCUACUUCCUCGCCUAAUCCCGCUAAAUUAACUACUCCCUCGAGCGCUGGUGGAAAAUCUUCCAAGAAGAGCAGCGCUAAAUCUAGUACCAAGCCUCCCAUUGCCAGCGUUUCUUCUACGAAAAUCGAAAAAAGUAGUGAAAAGACUGAAGAGAAAAACGAACUUGGCCAAACAACUUCUACUGCAGGAGAAAGCAGCUCGAAGAUAGUGGAAAACGAAGUUAAAGCCAUGGAUGAGGAUGCCAUAGAAAUGGAAGGAGUAAUUAAAGAAGAAGCCAUUAUUGAUGAUACGAAAGAUAGAAAAGGGGUUACCAAAGAUGCCGACCCAAAGAUUGACGUUUAUGAAGACCUUUCUUCCCAGCAAAGUUUGGCUGUCAUUGGCAUAGCCUUAAUCGCUAUGGGAGAAGACAUAGGCGCUAACAUGAGCUUUCGCACGUUCGGACACUUGAUGAGAUAUGGUGAGCCUGUUAUAAGAAGAGCUGUGCCUUUGGCCCUGGCCUUGAUAUCUGUUUCGAACCCUUCUAAUCUGAACAUAGUCGACACCCUCAGCAAAUUUUCCCACGAUACCGAUGCGGAAGUGGCACAAAACUCUAUUUUUGCCAUGGGAAUAGUCGGAGCAGGCACAAACAACGCCCGCCUAGCUGCGAUGCUCCGACAGUUAGCCCAAUUUUACUCCAAGGAUUCGCACAGUAACCUACUUUUCGCGGUUAGAAUAGCCCAAGCGCUCAUACAUGCUGGAAAGGGAACCCUCACCCUAUCGCCUUUCCACUGCGAUAGGCUUUUGGCUAGACCGGUGAGUUUAGCCGGUUUGCUCAUAGUUCUUGUCUCUUUUCUGGAUGCCAAAAAUACUAUUCUAGGUAAAGGUCAUUAUCUGUUGUACUAUUUGACCGUGGCUUUGAGGCCAAGAUUUUUGAUAACUUUCGAUCCCAGCUUAAAUCCUAUAUCAGUCUCCGUCAGAGUUGGACAGGCAGUUGACGUAGUUGGGCAAGCUGGGAAACCGAAAACAAUUACCGGUUUUCAAACUUACACAAGUCCAGUUUUGCUCGGAUAUGGUGAAAGAGCCGAAUUGGCUACGGAAGAAUACCUUAGUCUUUCCCCGCAUCUUGAAGGUUUUGUUAUCCUCAAGAAAAAUCCUAAUUACAUGGAUUGAAAACCAAUAUUUUAUGUAAUAUUUAAUGUUUUUUUUUCUCGUUUUUCUUAUAUUAUAAAUUUUAUAUAAAAAAAAUUGUAUCGAAUCCUAUAUAUUUCCUUUAAUACAUAUAUUUUAUAAAUAUUAUCUCUCGCGUCCUUUAUAAUAUGCUUAUAUUGAAAU
Molecule: messenger RNA, 3341 nt
Organism: Gordionus sp. m RMFG-2023
Lineage: Eukaryota; Metazoa; Nematomorpha; Gordioida; Chordodea; Parachordodidae
Product: 26S proteasome non-ATPase regulatory subunit 2-like
Exons: 20
Coding region: 57-3179 (1040 amino acids)
Biological process (GO): regulation of protein catabolic process; proteasome-mediated ubiquitin-dependent protein catabolic process
Cellular component (GO): proteasome regulatory particle, base subcomplex; proteasome complex; nucleus
Molecular function (GO): enzyme regulator activity
Source: RefSeq, a predicted model, not a curated record